This is a messenger RNA of Nylanderia fulva, 921 nucleotides long. NCBI's taxonomy places the organism in Eukaryota, Metazoa, Arthropoda, Insecta, Hymenoptera, Formicidae. The record is from RefSeq and is a predicted model, not a curated record.
AUGAAGGCUCCUGCGAGAGGUGAUAGAGAUUUUCCACCGCUUCCUGCCUCCUCGACGGCGCGUAGGGGUUCUGAGAGUUCGCGUAUUGAGUCUGCUGGUGUUCGGCGUGAUACUGGUAAUCCUGGACCUGUAAACAGACCUAGGGUUGCUAGACGCAAGGUGGCGGUAGUUACAAUUAUGAGUAAGGCUGGCACGGAGUCCUCAUAUGCUGAAAUCCUGGGUGCUGCUCGGCGGAAUAUUUCUCUUAAUGAUAUUGGUAUUAAGGAGACCAGGAUUCGUCCAGCCUUUAAUGGUGGAUAUAAAAUUGAAGUGCCUGGUGAAAGAGGAUUGGAACUUGCUGGCCGCCUGAAAGAACAACUAAAAGUAAUAUUACAGGACGUAGCUAAAGUUGACAACCCGGUUGCUAAAGGUGAACUUAAGAUUGUAGGACUGGCUCCAUCUACACUUAGAGAGGAGAUUGGUGACCAGUUGACCUGUAUUAGCAGUUUUCCUCCGGAGUCUUUUAACAUUAGUGAUAUUAAAAGGAUGCGUGAUGGCAUGGGGAUUGCCUGGGUGCAAUGCCCCCUUAAUGCUGCAAUCUCGAUUGCAGAAAUUGGUCGUCUUCGUAUUGGUUGGACGUCGGCGAAAGUCGAGCUUCUCAAGAAACGUGCAGUACAAUGUUUCAAGUGCUGGCGUUUUGGACACGUUAGGACGAACUGCUCAGCACCAGAGGACAGGUUUGGUUCCUGUUUUAGGUGUGGUAACAAGGAACAUAAAGCCAAGGACUGUUCGGCUCCUUUGCACUGUGUCGUGUGUUCUGAUUUAGGCAAAAACUGUAAUCACCGCAUUGGCUCUUAUCCAUGCUUAGUCAAUAACGGUUACGAGACUAUCAAACGAGUUGAGCAAAAACAACCUGAACGUUCUUUUGGAUAUGCAAAUUAG